Messenger RNA from Anneissia japonica, 4424 nucleotides. RefSeq lists its product as uncharacterized. The transcript has 6 exons. Lineage: Eukaryota; Metazoa; Echinodermata; Crinoidea; Comatulida; Comatulidae. Bases 1 to 789 code for a protein of 262 amino acids. The record is from RefSeq and is a predicted model, not a curated record.
AUGUGUGUAUCAAUAACUAAAACUAACGUUGACCAGGAUAAAAAAGGUUUAACCAAGUUCGCAAUCAUCUUCAUUGCAGUGGUUUUCACUAUCACUUCAACCAUCCUCCUCACCAUUAUCUGUUGUAUUAUCUAUAGAAGACAUAAGGAUCACAGUAAUUAUUCCCUAGCAUUAUCAAGUCCAUCAACGGAGAGGGACACUGAGAAACCAAGCGACUUUCAACACCAUCAUUUGGAGAUGCAAUCAAUCUCACACAGAGACAGUGAUAUGUUUGAAGAGGAUGAUGUCCGAGGAAGCCUGCAGGAAGAGCGAAGUAUAAGAGAUGACAUGAACAGUAGUCAAAAGAAUGAUGAAAUUGAUGGUGAUAUUGAUUCCUUGAACCUGACCACACCAAAGAAAGUGAAACGAGACAUGUUUCUGCAACAGAUCUCCAAUCUCAGACCCUCUGCAACCGUCUUUCUUGCCAUGUCAAAUGAGGUGAAGAUGCUGUUAGAUUCUGCCAAGCAUGGUAACCCCAGAAUAGAAACAUUCAAAGAUGUGGUGAGAGACUUGUCACGAGUGCUGUUCAUUCUCAACAAGAAAGAGAGCGAUGUUAAGAUGCCACCAGAUGGUAUUGAACUACUUCAGUGGGCAGCAGCUGCUAUUAAAAAAUAUGAAGAAUGCCAUGAAAUUGCCGAUCAAGGAAAGGAUUGGAAAGGGAUGACCCCUGAGGUCACAAAGACUAUGUGGAUUGAGUCAAAAGAUGAAGCAGUGUUUAAGGAGGCUCACAGCGAAAGUGCUUUGAUAUGAAUGACUCGUUUAUAUGUGUUUGCUCAUUAAUUUUGAGUCACAUUGGAGGUAUUUAUCCUAUGCACUUAGUUGAAGUAAACAUUGUGUAUCAAUAAUUCCAUUCUUAGGGUUAAUAAGUAAGAGAAUUUAUAUUGUGAGGGCAGCCUUACAGAAUAUUUUAUUGUGUAAAAAAAUCAUUGGUAAAAUUUCAGCUGAUCACAUCUAUCAUUAAUCACCACUACCAAGAUAAAGGAAUAAAUGAUAGUCGUUGAAGAAUUUGUAUGAACAUGGAAGAGCGUCAGACACUGAAAUUUGAAAGAUUUAAAUGGAAGGUGGAAGGGUAUGAGUAGUGGGCACUGGCUUUAGAGGGCAGCAGGGUCUGUGGAUAGUAUGCUACAUUGUAGUAGGAGUGGCCACAGGCUACAGUGCGGUAGGAGUGGCCACAGGCUACAGUGCGGUAGGAGUGGCCACAGGCUACAGUGCGGUAGGAGUGGCCACAUGCUCUACAGUGCAGUAGAAAUGGUGACAAUUUGUACAGUACAGUAGAAGAAGUGGCCACAGACUACAGUGCAGUAGGCGUGGCCACAGGUUCUACAGUGCAGUAGGCGUGGCCACAGGCUCUACAGUGCAGUAGAAAUGGUGACAAUUUGUACAGUAAUAGAAGAAGUGGCCACAGACUACAGUGCAGUAGGCGUGGCCACAGGCUACAGUGCGGUAGGAGUGGCCACAGGCUCUACAGUGCAGUAGAAAUGGUGACAAUUUGUACAGUACAGUAGAAGUGGCCACAGACUACAGUGCAGUAGGCGUGGCCACAGACUACAGUGCAGUAGGCGUGGCCACUGGCUCUACAGUGCAGUAGAAAUGGUGACAAUUUGUACAGUACAUUAGAAGAAGUGGCCACAGACUACAGUGCAGUAGGCAUGGCCACUGGCUCUACAGUGCAGUAGAAAUGGUGACAAUUUGUACAGUACAGUAGAACAGGUGGUUAGAGACUACAGUGUAGUAGGCAUGGCCACAGGCUCUACAGUGCAGUAGAAAUGGUGACAAUUUGUACAGUACAGUAGAACCUGUUUUAGUAAUGUUUACCUCUCUUUGAUAUUCCUGUUUUCUCUUCGGUUUACAGGAAUAUCUACCACUCUGUCUGUUACUCUUUAGUUUAUACUUGUAUCAGUGAUGUCUACCCUUCUUUUUCUCUCUGAUGAUCCUAUUUAGUAAGUGUUGGGUUCUCUUCAUGUUAUGCUAGUCUGGUGUCGGUGAUUUCAACCUCUUUCUUAUGUUACUUUAAGUUAACUUAGACAGCACUCUUGGUUUUCAUUUUUUAGUUAAUUAUUCUUUAUUCCUUAUUUACUGUAGUAGAUUGGUGUGAAAGUAUAAUUAUUGUACAAUUUAAUAUUCUUAAUUAUAUAAAAGUUGACUUCAGUAUAUUGGAGUAACUUUCAAGUGACAACUCUAUUGUAUUUAUUUACAACUUAUGCAUGACCAGUGUCUUCCUAUGUGUUAAAUAAGAAAGCAUAAUUAUUCUCAAUUAUACAAAUAUUGACUUCAGUAUAUUGGAGCCAGUGUCAUAUUGUAUUUAUUUACAACUUAUAUGUGACCAAUGUCUUCCUGUGUGUUAAAUAAGUAGCAUUUGAUUUUGAUAGUGUUUCUGUAGUUAAAAUAUUGUAAGUAAAUAUUCAGCAUAGUUAUGGCCUUGAAUAAUUCAUGUAUGCUGAAGUGAUAUCAGAUGUAUAUGUGAAGCUGGGCACUUACAUUGUCGCACAACAAACUCAAAUCCGCUCCCUGUGUGAGUCCUAGGCGAGGCGACACCGUCUGCCGAUUGUCAUUGGCAGAAAAGGAAAAACCUGAAUCAACUCAAUAUCUUCUGUUUAAAAUGCUGUCUUUUAUUGAGUUUGUGGUGAUUUUCAUCUCUCAAAUUUCAAUCAAUGUCUAUUAGCAUUAAUGCAUAUUUGUUAUAUUUAAUUAGAGUGGGUAUGUACAUUGUAGGUUUUGUGGUUCACCACUUUGCCUUGAAACGGAAUUCUGUCUCGAAAAGUACUACCACAAACUAGAGGGCGUCCUUCAAAAGAAGUGAUAUAAACGUAAAAGUCAUUCGAAUCAAAUGCGCUCUGUGUCUAUAGAACACAUGUUCGAAUUUCAAACUCUAUCUGAUUUGAAUUCUAAUAGGACGCUCCCUUUCUUGUGGUUGUUACACGUUUUUCGUUUCAUUGCCUUCAUACAAAAUAAAGAUAUUCGAACCUCUUGCCAUUCUAUACCCUUUGCUUAAAGUGAAAGUUAUGAGUCAAAAGUAAUUUCUCACGGUUCAAUAAGUCUGACUUUAACCGUUUUAUUUUAAAAGUAUAUUGUUUUUUAGUGAUUUGAUCAUUCAUUGUGUUUAUUGGUACUGUAAAUCGUAUGAAGGUUCAUUUUAUGCUGCAAUGAAGAUUGCUUGAAUAAAAUAAAAUAGAUAGUAGCACUAAAGUGCAAUACUUGAACAUCCUAUAAGCAAUGUAAUUAUAAUUAAAAUUAUUCAGAGGAUUUUCUAAAAAUUAUGCAGUCAUAGUUGUUGAUAUUGCCCAAAUGUUUGACAUAAUUGUACAAAAUAAUUUUAAUAGGAACUUUUUUUUUAUUGCAUUUUAUAAAGUACUAUAUUGCGAUUUAUAAUUGUAAACAGAUUGAUUAAUUGAAAUGUUCAUAUAGAGCUGUUUACAGUAAGUAGAUAGACUUUUACUACAAACAUUUGAUAUAGUAUUCUUAUUUGUUUACAAACAAAUCUUGCCUAGAAGUUAUCAAUUAACAUUAAUAAAGAUUAGGUAGACAGCCCUUCACAAUCUAUCAAAUUAAUUAAAGUUUUUAGACUGUAAAGUCCUGUCUACCACAUCUUUAUUUGUAAUUAUUUGAUAUGUUUGUUCGUAAUAUUAAUUGCUAUGCCAUGGCAUAAAACUAUAAAUAAAAAAGAAUAAAAAUCAUGGAAAAAAAGUUUGAUGUUAUAAUGCCAUAUAGUCAUACCACCAAUUUAAGUUUGAUGUAUGUCUUUCAAGUAUACUGCCACCAAUCAAACUUUCCGCUGAGCUCAUAUAUAUUGUUGCUAAUGACCCACAAAACAGCAGUGUUAAAACGUCAACAAACACUGUGAGACAACACAUCUGUUUGUGAGAAAUGCACGUAUUCCUGGCCCUGUUCUGAUUGGUCAGUUGUUAAUUUUGAUUGACACUCCGGAACGUUUCACUUUAGUUUCCGUUUAUUGUUUUUUUUCCAUUUAUAUAAAUAAUAAUACAUACAGCAGAUAUCAUAAAUAGAAGGAUGACCAACAGAAAGGUCCAUUAAGACGCCUGUAUACAGUAUCAGCGAAAUUUGUUAUAAAAUAGAUCUGUUCGCUCAAUAGCGUAAUUGUACUAUAAACGUGCGUUUGUGGGACAAACCAUGCGUUUGUAGGACAUGCGCUUAUAUCUAGUCCUGUUUUUAAGUUUGAUUGACAUUCCUGAAAGGUCCAUUGUCCUUUGUUUAUACAUUAUUGUUAUAUUAUUUCUUGUGUCACCUUGAUCUCUCACAUACGUUUGUUGUAUUUUGCUAACUGUGCUUUCAAAAUGUAAUGUUUUAUUUAGUCAUAAUAAUAUAUUAAUACAGUGUAGUACGUAUUCAACUUUAUAAAAAGAAAUACAAAUUUCAAUAUUGUUUUA